Messenger RNA from Neurospora crassa OR74A, 576 nucleotides. RefSeq lists its product as hypothetical. The transcript has 3 exons. The coding region runs from base 1 to 576 and encodes 191 amino acids. The record is from RefSeq and is a predicted model, not a curated record. Lineage: Eukaryota; Fungi; Ascomycota; Sordariomycetes; Sordariales; Sordariaceae.
AUGGUCGAGUCCCAUCAAGACACGGACAUCAAGAUGUCCAACACAUCUUCGUCCUCUCAAGGCACUACCGGCCUUGCCAUUCGUAACCGGUCCGCAACCCAAGACAUGGCCGCGACCAACACCAGCUCCUCGAGCGUUGCUGUCAAGGACAUCAUCUUGCAUGCUGCCGCCAAUGUUGGCACCGAAAUGAGACAACUCGUCCGCGAUUUGGCUCACAGCGCCGACCUCAUUGAGCUGGGCCUGGCGCAGCUGCGUGUCAACGACGAUGAGGCAGCCAAGGUCGCCAACGCAGCUGCGAUCUUGAAGCUUGAGGAAGAUGCCGACAAUAUUAACUACGAGAAGGAUGUUCUUUUGGAGGCACAGCGCAACCAGGAGGAUUGGAACAACAGCGUUCGCCGUGAACACGAGAAACGCCUGGACCGCCUCGAGGGCCUGCUUGACAUCUUGGUGCAGGAGCAUACCAUGCCCGUUACGGAGGAAACUCGGGUCUCCAUCAACAAGAAGCUCAAUGAGUUCGAGGAGGCCCAUAAGGCAAAGUGCGCGGCGGAGGACGCGGAGAUUCUGUCUCGCAAGUGA